AUGCCAGCAGCAACCACCCCGCCCAUGGAUCCUUUCACUAUUCUCACACCAAAUGCCAUGCUUGGCUAUGGUUACGACUCUGACCACUUCUGGUAUGGAAUUACCAAGUACAAGCCUGCUGCCAUUAUCGUCGACAGUGGCUCAACGGAUGGCGGUCCCUAUAAGCUUGGAAUGGGUAAGAUGACCUGCGGCCGAGGUUCUUAUGUUCGAGACCUGGAACCAAUUCUCGCCGCUUGUUUUCAUCACAAAAUUAAGGUCCUCAUUGGUUCUGCUGGUGGUGAUGGAAGCAAUAAACACGUCGCAGAGAUGCUCAAUCUGGUAACAGAAAUCGCCGAGCAAAAAGGCUAUUCCUUCAAGGUGGCCACAAUCCAGGCCGGUAUGAACCGUGAAUUGAUCAAGUCAAGGAUAUCGCAGGGUCGAGUUGGUCCUUGUGGCCCUGUCGAGGAGCUGCUGCCUGAGGUAGUGGAUGGCGCAGUAGAUGUUGUUGCUCAGAUAGGCGCCGAGCCUUUCAUUGAGGCCCUGGGUGACAACCCAGAUAUUAUUAUUGGUGGAAGGUCGUAUGACCCAGCACCUUUUGCAGCUUUUUCUAUUAGCCGAGGAGUGCUUCCAGCUGUUGCAUGGCAUAUGGGUAAGAUUAUGGAAUGUGGUGGCAUUUGUGCUGUUCCUAAGGGACGAUCAAUGAUUGCCACCAUGAGGAAAGACUCCUUCGACCUCACCCCUCUAUCACCAGCAGAGCGAUGCACGCCUUUAUCAGUUGCGGCGCACACCCUCUAUGAAAAGACUAGGCCCGACCGUCUCCCUGGUCCUGGCGGCAUUCUCAACCUUGACGAAGCCAAAUAUGAGCAGGUUACUCCAAAGACCUGUCGUGUUUCUGGAGCUGUUUUUGAGACAACCCCUUAUCAAAUCAAGCUAGAAGGUGUUACCCACCUAGGCUACCGCACUAUCUUCAUUGGCGGUAUCCGGGAUCCAAUUCUCAUCAGCCAAAUCGACGCUUUCCUCGAGCGAGUACGUGUGUAUUCACAAAAGCUCUUCCCCGAAUUGGACAAGACUGAGCAAUGCCGUCUCUUGUACCACAUCUAUGGAAAAGACGGAGUAAUGGGCCCUCUUGAGCCCAUCCAAGCUUGUCCCCACGAAAUUGCUGUACUAGGAGAGGUUGUAGCGCCUACGUCAGAGCUGUCUCACACAAUCGCCAACAAUGUUCGAGCUUCUAUCCUGCAUUUUGCUUACCCAGACCAAGUCGCAACAACAGGAAACUUUGCUAGUCCCUUGUCUCCCCAUGAGCAAGAUGCGGGUGCAGUCUUCAAGUUUAGCCUCUAUCAUCUUGUGGGUCUAGACGUGGGAGAGGAGGUUUCCCUCUUCCCUAUCCAGCUCCAGACUGUUGGCUCUUCUGGUGUGGCACCCGAGCCCUUGAAGCCCUUCUCUCCUGAGCUAUUCAAAGAGCUUGAUGACGGCAAGCUUGCCCCUUUGGUUUCAAAGUCCGUCCCUAGUGGCGAGGCACCCCUAAGCCAAAUCGCUCGCAUCGUUCGGUCUAAGAACUCUGGGCCAUUUGAGAUGACUUUUGACGUCAUGUUUGACGAUCUUGCCGUCUUUAAGCGAGUUAAAGAUGCAAAUGUCUUUACGAACGAAACUAUCAAGUCUCUUUACCAUGUCACUGAUAAGGACAUUCUCACAAACAUGUACUUCGAGCCCGCACUCGCUUGGAAGUGUACCAUCGCAAGACCAUGGGCCCAAGGCAGUGUUGGUGAGCGUGACACGUUGGGCACCCAACAACAUGCUCCUCUACUCGACAUCAGAAUCCCUGCCGCAAAGUCUUCUAAUCAGAAUUUGACGAAUGGCCACGCUACUGAGCCCAGCCAAAUACGGCGUGACAGCUACUCGGCCCAAGAUGUAACCGAGGAGAUCUGGAAAGCCUUGGAACUUCCCACGGAGGCACUGAGCUCUAUUCAACUUGAAAAUGACGGAGCACCAACGUUGCCCUCAUCAUACAAAAUCGGAAUCCUCGCUCAAAGCUCCAUCGCUUUAUCUGCUCUUGCCGCUGCUCAAAUCCAUGCUCUUCGCAACGGCACCGCAGUUCCAAGAGUCAAUGUCCCCCUUGAACACGCAACGGUAGAGUUCAAGUCCGAGAGACUUUACGUGCUUGACGGAAAGCCGACACCUUCUCCGUGGGGUCCAAUUGGAGGUCUUCAUAAGACUUCGGACGGAUAUGUCCGUGUACACGAUUCAUUCCCCAACCACGCAAACGGCAUUCUUGAGCUGGUUGGCUUGCCUAGAGGAUCCAGCAGACAGCAGCUAUCGGAAAAAAUCUCUGAUUGGGCGAGCAUCGAUCUCGAGACUGCUGCAACAGUCGAGGGCAAAUUGGCUACAUACGCUUUGAGGACUUACGGCCAGUGGGAUGCUCUGCCUCAAUCCAAGGCUAUUAGCAACCUUCCCAUCGGGAUCUCUCAGCUAUCUUCUAGCGGGCCGAACGGUCUGCCUACAAAAAUGGCAAGCGGCAACUCCAAGAGUCUGCAAGGCCUACGUGUGGUAGAGAUGAGCCGGGUCAUCGCCGCCCCGUUGGCUGGCAAAACUCUCGCUGCCCAUGGCGCAGAUGUUAUCUGGGUGACUUCACCCAAUUUGCCAGACCUUCCAACCAUGGACCGUGACUUUGGACGCGGAAAGCGGACUGUUCAGCUUGACAUCCAUAAUCCUUCAGACAAGGCCCGUCUGGUUGAGUUAAUCAAGACUGCAGACGUGUUUAUACAAGGAUUCCGACCGGGCAGUCUUGCUGGAUACGGACUCUCUCCAGAGGAAGUCAUCAAGAUCAACCCAUCCAUCAUCAUUGCGAAUAUGUCAGCAUUCGGUCCUUGCGGACCUUGGUCCGGCCGAAGAGGAUAUGACUCUCUUGUACAAACAUGCUCUGGUAUGAAUAUCUCGGAGGCGGAGCAUGCCGGAAAAGGAGAGGCCGCGCGCCCGACGCCUUGUCAGGCGCUUGACCACGCCGGAGGAUACUGGCUAGCAACCGGUGUAAUUGCUGCUUUAUAUAAGCGAACAGUUCAGGGAGGUUCUUGGCGGGUUGAUGUGUCUCUUGCUGGGGUAAUGAAAUACUUGCGGAGCUUGGGACAGUACGCUGGGGAGACGGGCUUCGACAGCAAAGACUAUGAAGCACCGGAUGAUGUUCCAAAAGAAUACUAUGAAACAAAGGAAACGGGAUUCGGUCCGAUGAAAGCCAUCAAACAUAGCGCUUGUAUUGAGGGAGUUGAGAUUAGUUGGGAUAUUAUGCCCAAGCCCUUAGGGUCUGAUACCCCUGACUGGCUGUAA
This is a messenger RNA of Colletotrichum truncatum, 3297 nucleotides long. Its product is annotated as caib baif family enzyme. Gene Ontology annotation, molecular function: catalytic activity. Lineage: Eukaryota; Fungi; Ascomycota; Sordariomycetes; Glomerellales; Glomerellaceae. The record is from RefSeq and is a predicted model, not a curated record.